AUGACAUCAUAUAUUUCUGGAGUGUUGGUAUUCAAAGCAAGUAAUGGGGAUACGGGAUUGCUAUGGUUUCCUUCGGAUUGUCGUCAGAAACAUUGUCAAACUGGUUUAGCGCUUUUUCAACUAGGGCAGUGGUUAGUUUUUGACAGAAUUAAUGAUAUCAUUGUUCGACCACUGGACGGUAUGCCGCCUUAUGAAACUCGCCUCUAUCGGACUGAAUCAUCACAACGGGACGCGUUUGUCGAGAUCAGUGUUCCUCUCGUCUUCUUUUCGGACAAGGUCUUCAACCAGAUUGUCGCAUAUGCCCCUGGAUUUGGGCGUGUUGGGUCGUUCUUUAGGCAAGAUGCUAAUUUGAAAAUGGACUGUCUCUAUCACGCAUGGAUUGCAUUUUUUGGUCUCUAUCGUGAUCCAAAUUUAUUGACACUAAUGAACACUUUCGAUGUCCAAUGGUUGCUCACUUAUCUGGCUGAGCCAUUUAGCACCAAUGAGAUGAUAUCUGCUUCGGAAUCAGGCAUUAAAUUAAGCCUUGUUAAUGGAAUUGUCAUCAAUAUUGUUGAUGGUUUCGAUGAUUCUGGUGGUUCCGAUAGUGGCAACGAUAAUCAAGAAAAUGGCGACGAAGUACCACAACAUCACACUUUCAAGAUUGUCACGUUUUGGACACCUUGGCUGCACUCGAUUUGUAAAUACAAAUAUGACGAGACUGCUCAUCCGAAGUUGGAUUUCCGCGUUGGACAAUGGUUUAAAUUCAUGCCAGCUGCUAACUGGUCGACCACUGGUGUUGCAGUCAGUCCAUUUCCAGUACAGGCGCCAAAGGCAAUGAGUGUUAUCGCGAGGAAUCCUUUAAAGUUACGAAUUUCACACGCUCUUUACAAUCUGGAUCAGGACCCAGCUGCUUUUAUCGUUCGCGUGCCGGAUUGGCUUGGUGUUCUUCAAUCCGGGAGAGAGUUUAUUACUUCACUGCGCCGUGCUCGACAAUCGCGUCCAAAUUUUGCUCCUCGACUUAUUGUAGAACUUAAUGAUGUUUAUAAUUGGGUGCUCCGGGACUUUGAUGGACGCACUGGAUCACCGAUCCGUGUGGCACCAGCACAGGAAGUGAUGGAUCAUGAGCCAGGCGAUGUAGAUGAGGAAGGCGUCGAAGUAAAGGAGAGUGACAUAGAGGUUCCGAGACCAACUGCACCAAUUUUGACAGGCGGGUUUGGACAUUCGAAUCGUUCUACAAAUAUUCCUUUUGUUUCGUCAACACCAAAACUUUCAACUACUAAUAAUAAUACGAACGAUUUUGGGGACUUGUUGGAUGACGGGAAGAAAGUACAUCCAACUGAUGGGGGAUUUGGACGUUCCCGACACAAAGCCCGUCCAUUGGGUCAGGUUUCACGUCCCGUGGUUAACAAUGAACAUUCAGCGGACAAUGAACGUUCACAAUCGAAUAUAAGUGAGGAAGCUAAAGAGAAUGAUAUGACACAUGAUGUGGCCCAACCACCAACCUCCGUUAAUGCUACUAGGGGAUCUUUUGGUGGUAGCCGACGUGGUGCGAAGCCUCGACCGCAGUUUUCACGCGCUUCACCCAACCCACCUUCGAGACCUCAUUCUCGACAGGAAGGCAAGACAACUCAACAACGAUCUUCACCCAUCUCAUCACGCCAUAAUGGCACAUUCCUGGAUCAAUGCAACAAGCGUUCUGGCGGAAUCGAGAAGAAGAACUUGAGCGGUGUCGUCGUCGCAAAAGCAACCAGCAAUAAUCGUAGCAAAAAUGGAAUAAUAAUUUAUUCGCCCGUUUUUCCGGAAGGUGAGAUUUCUGUCCCUGUGUCUUUGUGUGGCGAUUUGAGUGUUGGAAGUUGGGUCAAGUUCAAUGCAACUAUUAUGGGUGAAAAGAUCACCACUACGGAUUUUGAAGUAGAGAAAACACCACCUUUUGAGACUAAAGCAUGUGGAAAUACUGUUAAGAUCAAGCUCAAUGCAUAUGUUCCGAAGAGAUGGUACCCGCGUAUGUCAACGUUCGUUCCAAUAGUUGAGACUGAUUUUGUUAAGGUUGUCGAUAGCAAAGGCCUAUUUGAUGAGACGUGUGCUAACCAGCAGUUGACAGUUUGGAUUGAGAGGAUGCUCGAAGGAAACUCGCAAUACAAUAUUGUUUGGCAUGUUGACCAGAUCGAUGAGUAAAAUUUGAUGAUGGAUAUCAGUAU
Meloidogyne enterolobii is the source of this 2177-nucleotide messenger RNA. The record is from the annotation of a GenBank genome assembly. NCBI's taxonomy places the organism in Eukaryota, Metazoa, Nematoda, Chromadorea, Rhabditida, Meloidogynidae.